Molecule: messenger RNA, 1173 nt
Organism: Rhodotorula graminis WP1
Lineage: Eukaryota; Fungi; Basidiomycota; Microbotryomycetes; Sporidiobolales; Sporidiobolaceae
Exons: 5
Coding region: 1-1173 (390 amino acids)
Biological process (GO): Ras protein signal transduction; positive regulation of GTPase activity
Cellular component (GO): plasma membrane
Molecular function (GO): guanyl-nucleotide exchange factor activity
Source: RefSeq, a predicted model, not a curated record
AUGACCUACCGCACCUUCUGCACGUCGCACCAACUCCUCGACGAGCUCAUCGAGCGGUACCUCAUGCGCGAGCCAGAGGAGCUGUCGGGCGAGGAGUACAAGGACUGGGACCUCAAGAAGCUCAGGCCCGUUCGCGCUCGCGUCACCAAUCUACUCAAGGCGUGGGUGCGCGAGUACAUGGACAACGAGGACCUCGACCGCGAGCUGCUGCGUCGCAUCCGCGAGUUUGCGCUCUCGACCAUGACCGAGAAAGGCCAGUCGCUCCAGAUCUGCAAGAGCGUCGACGAGCGAAUGCAAGGCGCUGCUCGUCGUCCCGUCGGCAACCUCGCGCCCGGUCCGCUUCCUCCGCCAAUCCUGCCGCGCAACCUCAAGAAGCUCAAGUUCAACGACAUCGAGCCGCUCGAGCUCGCGCGCCAGCUCACGAUCAUGGACGGUCGCCUCUUCCAGCGCAUCACGGCGCAAGAGUGCCUCGGCAAGGCGUGGCCCAAGCAGUUCGGCAACGACGCGCCCAACAUCUCGGCCAUGAUCGACAUGUCGAACGCUAUCACUCGGUGGGUCAUCGAGACGAUCCUGUCGCAGGUCGACCUCAAGAAGCGCGCCUCGAUCAUCAAGCACUAUGUCGCCCUCGCCGAGCGUUGCCUGUCGCUCAACAACUUCUCGACCUUGAUCCACAUCAUCGCCGGGCUCAACUCGACGCCGAUCCAUCGCCUGCGCCGCACCUGGGAGGCCGUCAGCCAAAAGGCCAUGAUCACGCUCGGCGCGCUCAACAACAUCAUGCGGCCCGACAAGAACUACAAGGAGUACCGCGACAUCCUGCGCAAGUCGGCGCCGCCCUGCGUCCCUUUCCUCGGCGUCUACCUCACCGACUGGACGUUCAUCGGCGACGGCAACGCCGACGUGCUGCGCGAGAAGCCGCACCAGAUCAACUUCCACAAGCGCCAGAAGGCGAGCGAGCUCAUCCUCAUGAUCAAGCUCCACCAAGCGACGACCUACAACCUCCAGGCCGUGCCGCCCAUCGCCAAGUUCCUCCAGGACAAACUCUUCCCGCAGCACCUCGCCGAUCCCGAGGCCGAGGACCAACGCCUGUACGAGAUCUCGCUCGCGCUCGAGCCGCGAGAACGCGACGACGUGCGUCUACUCUCUCCCUUCUUCCAGCCUCUCUUCCCUUACUGA